CUUUGAUGCUGACUUGGUCACCAGUUAGAUUCCAACACGCAGAUCUACUUUCACUCGCCCUAAUGACUUCGCUCGGUAUGAAAGAGUCUAAAGCACCCCACCUAAUAUCUGAUGAGGCUAUUCCGAUGUACGAACAUUUGAAGAACAAUGAAAUCAGAUUAUUAGAGGUCAAACCUGCGUUCAAUGAUGAAGAAGAGAUGGUUUGUCGUCUUCGGACAGUGUUCCGAGAUGCCGCACCAAAUUACAAAGCUCUAUCGUACUGUUGGGGACCGCCCGAAGAACGAGGAAAGAGGUCAAUUGUCUUAGAAAUUGCGAGCCAGAGGAUUCGAUGGCCAGUAACUCCUACUCUGGAGAUGGCUCUCCGCAGACUGCGAAAUACUGAUGGAUCCACGUCACUGUUGAUCUGGGCAGAUGCAGUGUGCAUUAAUCAAGAAGAUGAAGUAGAGAAGGGACAGCAGGUCCAAGAGAUGCGUCACGUCUACCAAAAUGCCGUGGAAGUGGCUAUUUGGCUGGGACCAGCAGACCAGGACAGUGUGCUAGCUUGGAAACUCAUGAAUGAUCUCUUCUCAAGUGAUCUAGAGAAAUUUCCCCAAGAACCUAGAAGAUUGGCACAGUUCAACGAAGCACAGUUCCGCGCAUUUCAGAACCUAUUUCGAAGAGACUACUUCUGGAGAAUUUGGAUAGUCCAAGAGAUUGCCUGCGCCAGAAAGGCUACCGUCUAUUGCGGUGCUGACUCUAUGCCUUGGUCGAGGCUGCUAUUUCUUUCUGAAACAUUGGAUAAGGUUCUGGCAAGAGCUCGAGAUGAGGGCUACGAGGACGAUUCUGCAAUCGUGUUUCUGAUGAUGCGUGGCGGUCCAGGAAUCUUAAAGGCAACAACGACCUCUAUUGUCUCUUUCUCAGCGGUACACGCACAGCCUCUCUUGGACCUGCUCUGUUCGCAUAUGAUCAAAGGGUCUACAGAUCCGAGGGACAAGGUACAUGGUCUUGUGGGCAUCUCGGCUGACUGGGCAGAUUUCGGAAAGAUCAGCUACGAGCGUUCUACUAGAGCACUGUUCCUGCAUACAGCUCAAUAUAUUAUUUCUACGACGCAGAAGCUCAACGUUAUAUGCAUAAAGCAGAAUGACGAUAAUCCCCAUAAUUUGCCAUCGUGGGUAGCCGACUGGGAGCGAAGGAACAUAUUUCCGAAGUUUGGAGUCAAGCAAUUAUACAUCCGGCAGCCACCUUUCGCCGCGUCCAGAAACGUAAAAGCGUUGUUCAACUUCACUAAAGAUAGAGAAGUAUUGAACGCCAGAGGGUUCAUUGUCGAUACCAUCGCCACAGUGGCCCAACCGUUUCACGACAAUUGGCUUGGGCCUGGGACUCCCGUACCCAGGAGCAUCAGAGCCUCUCACGGUCUUAGAGCUUUUCACGGCUGGUGGUCAGUCUUCACCGACAAGAUCGGAAAGGAACGUUACGAAGUCUUUCAGAGAGCUUUCUGUGGGGGUGCUUGGGCUCCUCCCGAAUCGGAAUUUGAACAAGAUUUGUCUCUACGCCUGGCAUUCUUCUUUGGAAUGAUUAGAAAGUGUCUGCCCGAACUUCAGAUGGACAACGACCUCUUACUAAUGUUUCCAGAUUUAAAGAUAGAGUCGCAGGUCCUCGAAGCACGUCAGUAUGCUCUGGUGUUCUCCGCAUCGCGGCGAAUGCAUGGGAAACGGUUCGUGGUUUCAAGUGCGAAGCUUGCUGGACUUGCACCACAGGCAGCCAGAGAGGGCGAUAAAAUAGUGGUGUUAUUUGGAUGUGACUUUCCAGUGGUUAUGAGAAAUAUGGGGACAUAUUGGUUGUUAAUUGGGGAGAUCUAUGUGGAUGGAAUCAUGUAUGGUGAAGCUAUGGACGAUUUGGCAUCUGGGAGGUAUGUUGAGAAUACCUUUGAAAUUUGGUAAUCGUAUAAUCUUAAAUGCUUUUGGUCAGCUAGUAUUUAAACCACUCAAAUACCAAAUACACCUAUUUUCUCCUACACCGGUUCCUUCAUCA
Messenger RNA from Cadophora gregata, 2010 nucleotides. RefSeq lists its product as uncharacterized. Lineage: Eukaryota; Fungi; Ascomycota; Leotiomycetes; Helotiales; Ploettnerulaceae. The record is from RefSeq and is a predicted model, not a curated record. The transcript has a single exon. Bases 6 to 1919 code for a protein of 637 amino acids.